This is a messenger RNA of Prorocentrum cordatum, 528 nucleotides long. The record is from the annotation of a GenBank genome assembly. Lineage: Eukaryota; Dinophyceae; Prorocentrales; Prorocentraceae.
AUGGUUGAGCACUCUCAGAAGUUCCAGCAGUGCACCUCGUUGAUGGCCAGCGACUGGGCCCCGCGUUGGAGAAUUUUACCGCUCUCAAGGAGACAGCCCUCUUCAUAUCUGAGGCCCCCAGACGUCAGCACAGGCGCAUUGGGCGACGUGCAGAGCAUGCUCUACAAUGCGUUCCAGAAGCAUGCUGCGUUCGUGGAUGGCGACGCGGGCAAUGACCACGCGGCACUGCAGCGUUGGUCCAAGGCAGUCGAGGAGGCCACGAUUUGCUUCUCAGGCUUAUACGGCGUGGAACGAUGGAGGGCAUCGAUUGCGACUGAGCUUGCUAACUUCGCCGCGAGAGAGAAGGCAUCGAGCUCGUUCGCGGUAUUUGUUUCGGCGUGCGAGUUGAAUCCCUCCGAGCAGAUCACUUGGGAAGAGAAAUGGGUGGGCGAUAUCAGCGGGCUUCGGGCUGCAGCCGCAGGCCAUGUGAAUUUGGGGUGGGUAGGCGAUAGACGACCAGAAGUAAUCCGUGAUGGUGUGUUUCAAUGA